Messenger RNA from Dujonia railenensis, 1416 nucleotides. Lineage: Eukaryota; Fungi; Ascomycota; Pichiomycetes; Serinales; Debaryomycetaceae. The record is from the annotation of a GenBank genome assembly.
AUGUCUUCACCACAACAAAUAGCUCAAACUUUCCAAAAUGCUUUAAAUAUCAGCGACUCAUCACCUAAUGCUGUCUCCACCUCCCCAACCCAAAACUCGUAUUUGCAACAGUUCGCUGGAGCACACAGAAAAUCUAUACUGAAGCCAACCAAGACUUUAAAGCCAUUCUCUACCGGUGAUAUUAAGAUUUUACUUUUAGAAAAUGUCAACCAGACUGCCAUUAACAUUUUCCAAACUCAGGGUUACCAAGUUGAAUUCUACAAGUCUUCAUUGCCAGAAGAUGAAUUGAUUGAAAAAAUUAGGGAAGUCCAUGCCAUCGGUAUUAGAUCAAAGACCAAGUUGACCGAAAAGAUCUUGCAACAUGCAAAGAACUUGGUUGUCAUUGGUUGUUUCUGUAUUGGUACCAACCAAGUUGACUUGGAAACUGCCGCCAAGUUAGGUAUCUCAGUUUUCAACUCCCCAUUCUCUAACUCUAGAUCAGUUGCUGAAUUGGUUAUUGCUGAAAUUAUUACCUUAGCCAGACAAUUAGGUGACAGAUCAAUUGAAAUGCAUACUGGUACUUGGAACAAGGUCUCAGCCAAGUGUUGGGAAAUCAGAGGUAAGACUUUGGGAAUUGUGGGUUACGGUCACAUUGGUGCCCAAUUAUCUGUCUUAGCUGAAGCUAUGGGUAUGAACGUUUUAUACUUCGAUGUUAACAUGAUAAUGUCCUUGGGUAACUCUAAGCAAGUUGACACUUUAGAUGAAUUGUUGGCAAGAUCAGAUUUCAUCAGUUUACAUGUUCCAGAAACUUCAGAAACUAAGAAUAUGUUAAGUACUCCACAAUUUGCAGCUAUGAAGAACGGUGCUUAUGUUAUCAAUGCUUCCAGAGGUACCGUUGUUGAUAUCGCUGCCUUAGUUCAAGCCAUGAAAUCAGGAAAGAUUGCCGGUGCCGCUUUGGAUGUUUACCCUAACGAACCAGCUAAGAAUGGUGAAAACUUAUUCGCUAACGAAUUGAACCACUGGACCUCAGAAUUAGUUUCCUUAAGAAACGUAAUCUUGACACCUCACAUUGGUGGUUCUACUGAAGAAGCACAACUGGCUAUUGGUAUUGAAGUAGCUUCUGCUUUAUCCAAGUAUAUCAACGAAGGUGCCUCCACAGGUGCUGUUAACUUCCCAGAAGUUCAAUUAAGAGCCUUGGACUUGGACCAACAAAACUCUGUCAGAGUGUUGUAUAUCCAUCAAAACGUUCCUGGUGUUUUAAAGACUGUUAACAAUAUCUUAUCAAACCAUAAUAUUGAAAAGCAAUUCUCAGAUUCCAGAGGUGAUAUUGCUUACUUGAUGGCUGAUAUCAGUGAUGUAGAUACCACUGACAUUAAGUCAUUAUAUGAACAAUUAGAGCAAACUCCUUACAGAAUUGCCACCAGAUUAUUAUAUUAG